AUGGCACCCCAUCUGAGCCAUGAUGAGUUCUUCUCAUCUCUCGCAAACCUGCUCACGAAGACAUCCGACAAGGCUCGAGGCUCCGUUUUUUUGAGCCAAAAACCAGUUCCCAACACCGACGCAGAUGCGCCUCCCUCUGUUGUGGUUCGCGCAACCGAUGGAAAUACCGGAGCGCCGAACCCGAAAUCUUCUGGGCAAGCAGGCAAGGUCGCAAAGAACACCUCCUCGAAAGUCAAGUUCUCCACCAUCGUCUCCCACAAUGAGCUUGAGGCUUUUUACGCCCGCUACGCCGAUGUUUGCAAGACGGGCAUGACGGGCUUGAAGAAGCGAGAUCGCAAGCGCAAGGCCAAGGCUAAGGGCGGAGCUGCGAAGGCCAAGGCAUAG
This is a messenger RNA of Penicillium chermesinum, 384 nucleotides long. Its product is annotated as signal recognition particle 14 kDa protein. The record is from RefSeq and is a predicted model, not a curated record. Gene Ontology annotation, biological process: SRP-dependent cotranslational protein targeting to membrane. Gene Ontology annotation, cellular component: signal recognition particle, endoplasmic reticulum targeting. NCBI's taxonomy places the organism in Eukaryota, Fungi, Ascomycota, Eurotiomycetes, Eurotiales, Aspergillaceae. Bases 1 to 384 code for a protein of 127 amino acids. The transcript is spliced from 2 exons. Gene Ontology annotation, molecular function: 7S RNA binding; endoplasmic reticulum signal sequence receptor activity.